This is a messenger RNA of Opisthocomus hoazin, 2604 nucleotides long. The record is from RefSeq and is a predicted model, not a curated record. Lineage: Eukaryota; Metazoa; Chordata; Aves; Opisthocomiformes; Opisthocomidae.
AUGAGUGGCCUUGGGGACAGCUCAACGGACCCUGCCAACCCCGACUCUCGGAAGAGGAAGGGCUCGCCCUGCGAUACAGCCCAGAGCAAUGAAAAGCGGCGUCGGGAACAGGAGAACAAAUACUUAGAGGAGCUGGCGGAGCUGCUGUCUGCAAACAUCGGGGACAUCGACACUCUGAGUGUCAAACCCGACAAAUGCAAGAUCCUAAAAAAGACGGUGGAUCAGAUCCAGCAGAUGAAGAGGAUGGAGGAAGAGAAAGCGGCUGAUGAUGAAGUCCAGAAGUCUGACAUCUCAUCCAGCAGCCAAGGAGUGAUCGAGAAGGAGUCGUUGGGACCUCUUCUUCUGGAGGCGUUGGAUGGCUUCUUCUUCGUUGUGAACCGCGAAGGGAGGAUCGUCUUCGUCUCCGAGAACGUGACCAGCUACCUGGGUUAUAACCAGGAGGAGCUCAUGAACACCAGUGUCUACAGCAUCCUGCACGUUGGGGAUCACGCUGAGUUCGUGAAGAACUUGUUGCCCAAGUCUUUAGUAAACGGAGUUCCUUGGCCUCAAGAAGCGACCAGGCGCAACAGCCACACCUUCAGCUGCAGGAUGCUGAUCCGGCCGCCCGACGAGCCGGGCGCCGAGAACCAGGAGGCUCGUCAGCGCUACGAGGUGAUGCAGUGCUUCACCGUCUCCCAGCCCAAGUCCUUCAAGGAGGAAGGAGAAGAUUUCCAGUCGUGUCUGAUUUGCAUCGCGAGGCGAUUGCCUCGACCGGCGGCCGUCACCCCUUCCGAAUCCUUCGUGACCAAGCAAGACACCACAGGUAAAAUCAUCUCCAUCGACACCAGUUCCCUGAGAGCCGCCGGCAGGACGGGCUGGGAGGACCUGGUGCGGAAAUGCAUCUACGCUUUCUUCCAGCCGCAGGGCAGAGAGCCAUCUUACGCCAAACAGCUCUUUCAAGAAGUGAUGACACGCGGCACGGCCUUCAGCCCCUCGUACCGAUUCACCCUGAGCGACGGGACGGUGCUCAGUGCCCACACCAAGUGUAAACUCUGCUACCCCUCCAGCCCGGAGAUGCAGCCCUUCAUCAUGGGCAUCCACGUCAUCGACAGGGAUCACGGCAUGCUCUCGCCCCAGGAGAACACUAACUCCGCGAUGUCCCUUCCCCGGGUCAGCCCCUCGCUCAGCCCCAGCAUCUCCCCGGGGCAAGGCAUGGCCCUGCCGCCCUCCAUCCCCCCCUCCAACGGCAGCAUGUUGGCCACCACCGUGAACCAGCAGCCGGGCGCCGGCCCCCACAACAAAACCAGCCAAACUGGCUUUGGGUGUUCACCUGGGAACCAGAUCGGAGCCAACGUUGCCUUAAGCCAGGGACAAGCCGGUCCCCAGAACAGUAACCACACUUUGAACCUCAACAGCUCCCCCAUGAACAGUCCGGGGAUCACCCCACCACAGUUCAUGUCUCCAAGGCACCGGGUCAGCCCAGGGCUGGUGCCCAGACCCAGAGUGCCCAGCAACCCCUUCUCGCCCACCAUGCCCACCAUGCACUCCCCCGUGGGCAUGGCGAUCCGGUCGGAUGGCGGUUCGGGGGACGGCAAACCGCUGGACUCGGGCAUGCUGCACGCCGGCGACAGGCUCUCGGAGGGGGACACCAAGUGCUCCCAAGCCACCAGCCACAAGCUGGUCCAGCUCCUGGCCACCACGGCAGAGCAGCAGCUUCGACACGCCGACGCGGACACGAGCUGCAAAGAUUCGUUAGUCUGCGCGGGUACCGGUGGCACCUUGGCCUCCAGCAACCCUCCCAGCAGCACCUGCCCUUCCUCCCAUAGCUCGCUGACCGAGCGGCACAAGAUUUUGCAUAGACUCCUUCAGGAGGGCAGCCCUUCCGACAUUACCACCCUGGCCAUGGAGCACGAGAAGAAGGAGAACGCCCCAAACCCCGCCGCCACCCCCACGGCUCAGAGCCAGCUGCCGGGAACCGCGGACGUCAAGCUGGAGCCGGACGCGCUGAAGAAAAAAGAUGUCAAGGAUCAUCAGCUCCUGCGCUAUCUGCUGGACAAGGAUGAGAAGGAGCUUGCUGCGGCCCCGGCGCUGAGCCUGGAUGAUGUGAAGGUGAAGGUGGAGAAGACAGAGCAGAUGGAACCCUGUAACACAGCCCCAGUGCCGCUCACCAAACCUUCUGCCACGGAGGAGGUCAAGCUGGAGACGCAGGGCCAGCAAGGCGGUGGGGCUGGAAGAAGCAUGGGGAGAUGUCCUGUGGCUGCUGCAACCUUCUGUGCUGGUGCCACCUUCUCCAGCAUUGAUGCCACCUUCUGCAGUGCUGGUGCCACCUUCUGCAGUGCUGGUGCCACCUUCUCCAGCAUUGAUGCCACCUUCUGCAGUGCUGCGAUGAGCAGCGGGCAGGGCGUGCAGGCUGGUCGGACCCCGUUCGAGUUCUGCGACCCGCUGGAGCCACCGCACCAGUGCAUCACCUCGCAGCUGGACGAGCUCCUGUGUCCUCCCACCACGCCGGAGGGUCGGAACGACGAGAAAGCCCUGCUGGAGCAGCUCGUCUCCUUCCUCAGCGGCAAAGACGAGACGGAGCUGGCCGAGCUGGAUCGAGCUCUUGGGAUCGACAAACUGGUCCAG